AUGAUUACUCCUGUCCUCCUUAGUGAUGAUUUUGUUUGUGUGGUUUUCAGAGGUGUCAAAAAUGACAAUGAUGAUGAAGACUUCAAGCUUUUCCUGAGUGCCAGUGACAGUGAGUCUUCAGAUGAAGAUGGCUACUAUGACCAGGCAGACAGUUUCAUGGAAGAGGAUCAGCUUGAAGAGACUGACAUUUUUGGGGAGGAAAAUAUGGAUGCAGAUGGGUUCAGGGUCACAGAAGACAGCCCUGAACAUUUGAUGUUGAAACUGCUUGCAUUUAUGCUUUUGGCAUGGCAAGCUGUUUUCAAAAUAUCAGACCGUGCAAUUUUUGCACUCUUGCAGUGCAUAAGACAAUUAAUUUGGCUCAUGGGACAUAUUCUGUGUGUGAACACACUCUGUGGGCUGGCUGGAAAGAUCCCUAAGACUUUAUAUUCACUCAGGAAAUGGACUAACAUCUGCAGAGACAGCUUUAGCCAGUUUGUGGUAUGCCCAAAGUGUAUGGUAACAUACACAAUUGAGGAAUCAUACACCACCUCUAGAUCCGGUGCAAAAAUCAUCAACACUUGUUCUUCUAGACCUUUCCACAAACACCCACAAAAAAAAUUAAGAAGCAAAUGUGGAACUCCUUUGAUGAGAAAGCUUAUUGGCUCAAGUGGUAAAGAAUACCUGUAUCCCAUCCGUGUCUACUGUUACAAAAAGGUCCGUCAGUCUUUGGAGACUUUGGUGAGAAGGUCUGGAUUUUUGGAGAAAUGUGAGCAAUGGAGACACCGCAGCAUGCCUGACUCUGUCAUGGGGGAUGUAUAUGAUGGGAAAAUCUGGCAGGACUUUCAAUAUGUAAAUGGUCAACCAUUUCUAUCAGAACCUAAUAAUUUUGCACUGAUGAUGAAUGUUGACUGGUACCAACCCUAUAAGCACUCCCCAUAUUCAGUCGGUGUUAUAUAUCUUGUCGUUUUGAAUUUGCCGAGAGAGGAACGCUUCAAAGAUGAAAACAUGAUUUUAGUUGGAGUGAUACCAGGACCCAAAGAACCCAAACUCAACAUGAAUGCAUAUCUUGAGCCCUUGGUUGAUGACCUCCGAGAAUUGUGGGAAGGAGUUGUUCUAAUGGACUCUUCACCCUUGGGAUGCCAGGUUUACAGAGCAGCAUUACUCUGCCUCUCAUCUGAUAUUCCAGCUUCCCGCAAGUGUGGUGGUUUUGUUGGCCAUGGAGCACUAAGAGGAUGUAACAAGUGUCUAAAGAAAUUCACGAAAACAUCUUUUGGGGGAAAAACGGACUUCUCCGGAUUUGACAGAUCAACCUGGACUCUGCGCACCUCUGAGGAACACAAAAGAUUUGCAAAGAUGACAGAGAAGGCUACUACAAAGGCAGCCCAGAAGAAACUGGAAGCGCAGUAUGGUGCCAGGUGGUCUGAACUGUUCUUCCUGCCAUACUAUGAUGCCAUCCGGUUUGUUGUCAUUGAUCCCAUGCACAAUUUACUCCUCGGAACUGCUAGACAUGUUUUCAAACUCUGGAUUGAGUGUGGGGUAUUAAGUAUCCAGAAGCUUGAAGAACUCCAAAAAAGAAUGGACUCUCUCAAGGUGCCACAGGAUGUUGGAAGGAUUCCUCUCAGAAUUGCAUCAGGGUUUAGCGGGUUUACAGCAGACCAGUGGAAAAACUGGACAACCAUCUAUUCAUUGUUUUGUUUAAAAGGCUUGAUUGAGGAUCCAGAUUAUGAUAUGUGGUUUGAUUUUGUGCAAGCCUGCAUUAUUAUGUGUUCAAGGGUCAUCUCACAUGAUAGGCUUGAAGUAGCUGACUGUUACUUGCAAACAUUUUUGUCGAAGUUUGUUGAACUGUAUGGAUCUCUUCAUUGCACACCUAACAUGCACUUACAUUUACAUUUAAAAGAAUGCUUGUUAGAUUAUGGUCCCGUCUAUGCCUUUUGGUGUUUCUCAUUUGAGCGGUUAAAUGGAAUGUUGGGACAGUAUCAUAACAACAACAGAAAUAUUGAGGUUCAGGUCAUGAGAAAUUUCCAACAAUGUCAACAGCUCCAGAUGCCACUGCAAAGCGCCUAUGCAACUGAAUUCAUCAACAUCCUGUCUACAAAAGAUGUGGGUUCCUUGUCAAUCCAUGACACCACUGAUGUAAUGUACAUAAAACAGUAUUCAUGUAUGUCAUCUGCAACACUUGUUUUUCCAGAUGUGGAGAUGGUUAAAGCACUACCCCCAUUUAAGAAUGUAGUAUUAACAGAUUCAGAGAGACAAGCUUUGUUGUCAAUGUACACACAAGUGUAUCCUAACAGCUCCGUCUCAAAGGUUGGUCAAUUAGCAAAGACAUGCUUUAGAGUAAGAAGCCUUGGGGUGACUUUUUGUGUAAGAGGCAGGGCUGAAAGGUCAGCGUGUGUAUCUGCAAAGUGGUGUGUUUACAAUUCAAGUUUUGAAGAGCCUGUCCUUGAUCCUACUGCAGAGGUGCGUCCUGGAAUAGUGAAACAAUUCUUUGUAAUUUCUGUGAAAACACAAACUUCCAUUAUUCAGCAUGUAGUGGCAAAAAUAAUGUGGCUGCACCCUCACCCAGACAGGCAUUUCUUUGGAAAGCCUGUGGAAGUUUGGGGUAUCAAGGGAAUAGAGUCUAACAUUGCCUCAUCAUUCCUCCCUGUUGAGCGCAUUACAAGCAGAUGUGUUCUCAGUACCACAACUGUGCAGUUAAGUCACACUAGGGAGAGAGUGUCUGUGGUCAUUCCAAUGUGUACAGUGGUAGAGAUUUAAAAAAGUUGUAUCUCUGAAGUGACCAUUUGUGUGUGAAACAUUUUUGUUUACAUUGUUUUACAUUGUUUAUUUUGUAGGUUUUGUAUUGUUUGAGUGCAUUUUACACUAAAUAAAUUUGCAUAA
This is a messenger RNA of Rhinichthys klamathensis goyatoka, 2856 nucleotides long. RefSeq lists its product as uncharacterized. The record is from RefSeq and is a predicted model, not a curated record. NCBI's taxonomy places the organism in Eukaryota, Metazoa, Chordata, Actinopteri, Cypriniformes, Leuciscidae. The transcript has 3 exons. Bases 1 to 2733 code for a protein of 910 amino acids.